UGCAGCGCGCCUCAGCCGACCUGAUCACUUUUCCCUUAUCCGAAGAGACCAAACAAACCCCCGAGUCCAUCCCACCGUCGCCUUGUCUCUCCCCGCUUCCUCCCUACGCGCGCCAAUGGAGAUCACCGACCCUAGGUGAGCCUCUCGAUCAGCCCGGGCUUCACAAUGGCGUGUCUGGCGCCGCACUUCAAGUGGGCCCCGUCUUCGUUCUCCACCACCCACGCGUACCAGCACCCUUCCCCGUCGUCCUCAUCCUCCAACUCAGGCAGGUGCUCCGGCCGCCGCCUCAUCCGUGUCCAGUGCGCUGCCACUUCUGCUGCUGCAGCAGUCGUCGACGGUGAACGCGCAGCUGGUGGGCCGCUCCACCUCGUUUACUCGUCUCCGGAGUCGGCGCCGGUUCUCCAGAGAAAUUUUGAGUCAACUCUGGCAUCAGAAACAGUUCUGAACAAAGAAGCUGUUGUAACUGCUGCAGCUGCAGAGGCCGUUGCCCUUGCAAGAGCAGCUGCUGAAGCUGCCCAAGAAGUUGUUCACAUGGUACAGAAGAGUAGUUCCCAGCCUGUUUUUAGAAAAAAGGGGGAAGUGGAAAAUUACUUGGCGAAAGAAAUACUUCGCACUGAAAUGUUAUCGAGCAGGGCAUAUGAAUAUAGUGAUGGUGUUCUAUCGGGGGUCUUAGAACCAUAUGGCAUUCCGAGUGAUGAAGCAGAACUAGAUGAUGAUAAACAGGACGCUGAGAACAUAGCUGUUAAGUCUGCACGUCAAUCCGAGAGAAGAGCUCGGAGAACAAGAGCAACAAUGAAGGCAGCUAUAACAGUCCGUGGUUCCCUAAAACUAGUAACAUCAUCGAAGAAAAAGCGAUCCAAGGGUCCAUCGACCAUGAAUCCUUUAGGUUCCUUGUGGAAGAUGACUGGCCGGAAACUUCUUACAGCAAAGGAAGAGGUUGAGCUCUCUAAUGGUAUUCAGGAUCUCUUGAAGCUGGAGGCAAUUCAAGGUGAGCUUGCAGAGUAUAAUGGUGGUCAGCCAACCUUCCCACAGUGGGCAGCUGCAGCUGGAACUGAUGAGAACACUCUGCGGAAACGUCUGGAUCAUGGUAUUCAUUGCAAGAACAGAAUGGUAACAUCUAAUGUGCGGCUUGUAAUCUCUAUUGCCAGAGAAUUUGAAGGUCCAGGGUUGGAGCUUUAUGAUCUUAUUCAGGAAGGGAUGCAGGGCCUUAUAAGAGGUGCUGAAAAGUUUGAUGCAUCAAAGGGUUUUCGGUUCUCUACAUAUUCUCACUGGUGGAUCAAACAAGCAAUGCGGAAAUCUGUCUCUGAGCAAACCCAGAUAUUUCGCUUACCAGCUCACAUGGUUGAGGCAAGUUAUCGUGUGAAGGAGUGCACAAAACGACUGCGCCGUAAACUUAAAAGGCGACCCUCUAAUGAGGAAAUAGCAGUGGACAUUGGUAUGCCAGUUAAACGAGUCGAAGCAGCAGUGAGCCUCCCGAAGUAUAGUGUAUCCCUUGAUAGCAAAAUUGGAAGCACAGACAUGACUUACCAGGAGGUCACAGCUGAUCCCAGCGCUGAGACCGCUGAAGAAAUGCUGAAUAGAAUGUCAAUGAAGAAAGAUGUGCAUCAGGCACUGGAUACUCUGAGCCCACGCGAGAGACAAGUUGUCAAGCUUAGGUUUGGAAUCAACGAUGGUAGGAUAAGAACUUUGCAGGAGAUUGGCAACAUCAUGGGUGUCAGCAGGGAGAGGAUUCGGCAGAUUGAAUCGGGUGCGUUUCGGAAACUGAGGGGCAAGAAAAAGGUGAAGUGUUUGAUGGAUUAUCUGGUGCCUGUAGGCAAUUGGUGAACUGUUUGUCUGCACAGAGUAUUUUUCUUUCAGAUUUAGUUUUGUUUUUGAGAAUCCAUUCCUUGUGCCAUUUACUUAGCACCCCCCCCCCCCCCCCCGCCCCGAUCAAAUAGGUUGUCCAAAAUAUUUGUCUUUAUAGCAAAAGGGCCUAUGUGUUGUAACGGAAGAAAAGAAUACCACAUGCUCCUAAUUUACAAAAAAAAUGGUCUAUAA
Molecule: messenger RNA, 2037 nt
Organism: Hordeum vulgare subsp. vulgare (domesticated barley)
Lineage: Eukaryota; Viridiplantae; Streptophyta; Magnoliopsida; Poales; Poaceae
Product: RNA polymerase sigma factor sigB
Exons: 6
Coding region: 166-1824 (552 amino acids)
Biological process (GO): DNA-templated transcription initiation; regulation of DNA-templated transcription
Molecular function (GO): DNA-binding transcription factor activity
Source: RefSeq, a predicted model, not a curated record